Messenger RNA from Labeo rohita (rohu), 1716 nucleotides. It is a transcript of the gene eipr1, whose product is annotated as EARP complex and GARP complex interacting protein 1. Gene Ontology annotation, biological process: protein ubiquitination. Bases 152 to 1315 code for a protein of 387 amino acids. Lineage: Eukaryota; Metazoa; Chordata; Actinopteri; Cypriniformes; Cyprinidae. The record is from RefSeq and is a predicted model, not a curated record. Gene Ontology annotation, molecular function: protein binding. The transcript is spliced from 10 exons.
CAGUUAAGAGUGCUACGGUAGUUUUCAUGCUCCGUUAGCGUAAGUCUUUUUUUCACUCUCGCGGAACUGCUGUAGAUGUUAUAAGUAUUUGAGAAACAGGAGAAUGUUUUACUCUGAAUUAAAUGAUAAAUGAAUAAGUGACGGACUGAAGAUGGAGGAUGACGCACCGGUUAUUUACGGCCUGGAGUUUCAGGCGCGUGCUCUGACAGCUCAGACAGCUGAGACAGAUGCCAUCAGGUUUCUAGUGGGCACACAGUCACUCAAAUUUGAUAACCAGAUUCACAUCAUUGACUUUGAUGAUGAGAAUAAUAUGAUUAAUAAGAGCGUCCUCCUGCACGAUGCUGGUGAGAUAUGGCACAUCAGCGGCAGUCCUGCAGACAAGGCAGUGCUGACCACGUGCUACAACAAGACGUCUGAGAGUCGAGUGCUCACAUGUGCAGCAGUGUGGAGGAUGCCCCCGGAAUGGGAAUCAGGCAGCCACGAGUCCCCCGAUGAUUCAUCAAACAACCCGCAGACCUUGGAGCUUCUCUGUCACCUUGACAACACGGCCCACGGCAGCGUGGCCUGUGUAUUAUGGGAGCCUAUGGGUGAUGGGAAGCGUGUGAUAUCUCUGGCUGAAAACCACGUGCUGCUCUGGGACCUUCAGGAGAGCUCCACCAAGGCCACGAUCUCGAGCAGUGCCACUCUGGAGGGCAAAGGGCAGCUGAAGUUCACAGCAGGCAAAUGGAGCCCACAUCACAACAGCACACAGCUGGCCACGGCCAAUGACACGGCUAUCCGAGGCUGGGACCUGCGGAGUAUGAGUCAGAUCUACUGCAUUGAAAACGCUCAUGGGCAGCUGGUGCGGGAUUUGGACUUCAACCCCAACAAGCAGUAUUACCUGGCCAGCUGUGGCGACGACUGUAAAGUCAAAUUCUGGGACGUGCGUCACAUCAACGAGCCCGUCAAGUGCCUGGAGGAGCACUCUCACUGGGUGUGGAGUGUGAGGUACAAUCACUCUCACGACCAGCUGCUGCUCACCGGCAGCAGCGACAGCAGGGUCAUCCUGUCCAACAUGGUGUCCAUCUCCUCAGAGCCGUUUGGACACCUGGUGGACGACGACGACCUCAGUGACAAUGAGGAGAACCAGCAGGAAGACAAGGGGAAAGAGCCCCUGCAGGACAGCAUCAUUGCCACUUAUGAAGAGCAUGAGGACAGCGUGUAUGCAGUGGAGUGGUCUGCUGCAGACCCCUGGCUAUUUGCCUCCCUCAGCUAUGACGGCCGGCUGGUGAUUAACAGAGUCCCUCGAGCCCUCAAAUACCGCAUCCUACUGUAGAGCAGGAUAAACUCACAUUCCCAGCUUCUGCAGACAUGGACAAGUGAAAUCCUGUUUCGACUUCAUAUGGGACUGGUUGAGUAAACUAUAUCGUGUCAGACGUCUGCAGCAGCUGUACUGUUACUCCUUACUGUACUUGUGUGCUGAUUUCCCAACACCUGAUGAUUUAUUGAGCUCAUCAACACCCACAUUUGUUAAUAUGAACGCAGAUAUCGGUGUUCUUGUGUUUUUGCGUGUUCUGUUUGGUGCUGAGGGAAAUCAGAACCCUGAAGAUUAAUUAUGAUUAUGUGUCUUAUCAUGUAUGCUGUAACAAAAGCAAUGCUCUGUGGAGCUGUCAGAGAAAGCCUAAUUACCCCUGUAUGUUUCCCAUAAAACAGCUUUAAUUAAAGAGCAAGAUUUGA